Molecule: messenger RNA, 381 nt
Organism: Dovyalis caffra
Lineage: Eukaryota; Viridiplantae; Streptophyta; Magnoliopsida; Malpighiales; Salicaceae
Source: the annotation of a GenBank genome assembly
AUGGAACUCGUUCGACGAAGUUUGAUUCAAGUGGAUGAAGUUAGCUUCAAAGGAAUUCCUAAAACCUGUCGUGUUCAUGAUCUGGUCAGCGAUGUCAUUCUUUCCAAGUCAAAGGAAUUGAGUUUCUGCCAUGUUUCAAGGAGUUGCUCAACUUUUAAAGGCAUAGCACGACACCUGCCCAUUAGCAACAGAGGAAGUGACAUUCCAAAGGGUAGCACAAAGUCUCAAACUCGCUCUAUUAUGGUCUUCGACAAAGUAGAGCUACAAAAGGCCACAAUUUCAAGAGACCAAAGUAUCCAAACUUCCAAAAUCAAUCAGAAAGCUGCACAACCUGGAGUCCUUGGAUUUGAGAAAUUCUUUUGUGGAAGAGUUGCCAGUUGA